GUGCCCGCCAUCGCCGGGGCGCAGCGUGUUCCGUGUGCCCCGAGCCCAUCGGCCCUUCCCGAGCCUCUCCCGCUGAGCCGGGCCCGGCCCGCGCCCCGUGCGCCAUGGCCGCGUACAAGCCAGUGGUGGUCCAGGCGUGCCCCAAGCUCGGGGAGAAGAUCACGCAGGACACGCUGUACUGGCGGGGAUACAAGACACCUGUUCAGAUAAAGGAAUUUGGUGCAGUAAAUAAAAUUGACUUCUCCCCAGUCCCGCCAUAUAACUACGCAGUCACCGCAUCCUCGAGGGUAAGGGGCUUUUCCGAGGCUUUUAUGCUCUUGUCUUUCAGCUGGUGUCACGCAGGGAGAUGUAACGCGCUCUUGUUUUCCCAGAUCCACAUCUAUGGCCGUUACUCCCAGGAGCCCAUCAAGACGUUCUCUCGCUUCCGGGACGCCGCCUACUGUGCCACCUACAGGGACGACGGGCGCCUGCUCGCCGCCGGCAGCGAGGACGGCAGCAUCUGCCUCUUCGACGUCAGCGGCAAAGCACCGCUGAGGCAGUUCGAGGGUCAUACCAAACCAGUUCAUCUAGUGGGCUUCCUGUCUGACAAAUACCGAAUAUUUUCUGGUGGUGAUGAUUAUUCAUCAAAUUUGUGGGAUAUUCCAAGUGCCACAGAAAUCAUAUCUUAUAGUGAACAUACUGACUAUGUGAGAUGCGGCUGUGCAAGUAAAGUGAAUGCAGAUGUCUUCAUAACAGGUUCCUAUGAUCACACUGUGAAGCUGUUUGAUGCACGAACAAAGAGUAGUGUCUUGACAAUAGAACAUGGCCAUCCUGUGGAGAGUGUGCUUCUCUUUCCAUCUGGUGGACUUCUAGUAUCUGCAGGAGGUCGAUAUGUCAAAGUUUGGGAUGUACUAAAAGGCGGACAGUUACUUGUUUCACUUAAAAAUCACCAUAAAACUGUAACUUGUUUGUGCCUGAACAGCUCUGGACAAAGGUUAUUGUCAGGAUCCCUGGACAGGCAUGUGAAGAUUUACAGUACUACAUCCUACAAAGUAGUCCACAGCUUCAACUAUGCAACAUCCAUCCUCAGUCUUGCGUUGUCGCCUGAAGAUGAAACCAUAGUUGUGGGCAUGACCAAUGGGGUGCUGAAUGUUAAACACAGAAAACCAGAAGAAAAGAGUGAAAACACUCAAAAGAAGAGACAACCAGCAUAUAGAACCUAUGUGAAAGGAAGAACUUACAUGCCGAAACAGGAAGAUUUCUGUGUCAGCAAACCUGUAAAACGUGUUUUGAGAAAAUACGAUAAGCUGCUGAGGAGUUUUCAAUCUUCCAAGGCUCUUGAUGCAGUACUGGAGCCACCCAUCAUGCUUCAUACUCCUGAAGUCACGGUUGCAGUCAUGCAGGAACUACAUCGCAGAGGAACACUGAGAAGUGCCCUUGCAGGCCGGGACGAGAAGCAAGUUAAUCUCCUGCUUACCUUUGUGGCAAGGCGUGUGAUUGAGCCUAGAUUUACUCCUGUGCUGGUGACAGUUGCUGAUAUGAUCACUGAUAUUUAUCAGCCUGUGGUUGGGCAGUCAGCAAUAGUUGAUAAACAGUUCUUGAAACUUCAGGAAGCCAUUGGAAAAGAAAUUGACUAUCAAGAAGAACUACUAGAAGUUCUGGGAAUGAUGGAUACACUGUUUGCUACUUUUACUAAGAAAAAAGAUACCUGUCUAGAAGAGAACAAAAGUAAUGGUGUUACAGAGAUCAUUGAAACAAAUAUGAAUUUCUGACACCCAUCACAAAAAAUUGUCACAAUUGUGAACUUGAAAGAUGACCUAUUCUCCUGGUAACUUCUUAUACUAGUGACUUUCAAAAUAAGCUUCUCUAUGUUGAAGUUAAGUCUUUUAAACUGUCUUGCUGAAUAGGCUUGAUUACUGAAGACAGAGAAAGAGGACAUUUUCAAGAUUGUCCAUACAAUAUUUUUCAAACAAUUUAGUUUUAAAGUUUUAUUUCAGAGUUACACAACUUCUUAAGGAAGGCCUGAUUUUCAGUAGCAGCAGGGCUGUAGGGGUGGCCUCUGUGAGAAGCUUCCAGAAGCUUUCUUCAUGUUUGGCAGAACCAGUCCGUGGUGGCUCCACAGAUGGAUGUGCCGCUGGCCAAGGCUGGGCCAACUAGAAAUGGUGAUAACAAAGUUAUUGUGCAGUUAUAAUUGCAGCCAGAGAAGAGCAGAGUGAGAAGAUGUGAGAACAACCACCCUGUGGACACCAGGGCCUGUGAAGAAGGAGGGGCAGGAGAUGUUCCAGGUGCCGAGAUUCCCCUGCAGCCCAUGGUGAGACAGCCCUGCCCCUGCAGCCCAUGGAGAUCCAUGGGGAAUGCAGAGAUCCACCUGCAGCCCAUGGAGGACCCCAUGCUGGAGCAGGUGGAUGCCUGAGAGGAGGCUGUGACCCCAUGGGAGACCCACGGAGAGAGGGGCCCUGCUCCCAGGAUGGAGCAGCCUGUCCUUGGAGGACUGCACCCCGUGGAAGUGUGAGCCACGCUGCAGCACUCUGGGGAGGACUGCUGCCCGUGGGAUGGACUCACACUGCAGAAGUUCAUGGAGAUCUGUCUCCCGUGGGAGGGGACCCCACAGUGCAGCAGGGGAAGGACUCCUCUCCCUGAGCAGUGGGAGAAGCCACAGGUCCUGAGCUGACCUUAACCCCUGUUCCCUGCCUCUGUGCCACUGGGGGAGGAGGUGGAGGUGGGAAG
This is a messenger RNA of Pseudopodoces humilis (Tibetan ground-tit), 2706 nucleotides long. RefSeq names its product UTP15 small subunit processome component (gene UTP15). Gene Ontology annotation, cellular component: nucleolus. NCBI's taxonomy places the organism in Eukaryota, Metazoa, Chordata, Aves, Passeriformes, Paridae. The record is from RefSeq and is a predicted model, not a curated record. Gene Ontology annotation, biological process: rRNA processing; positive regulation of transcription by RNA polymerase I. Gene Ontology annotation, molecular function: protein binding.